AUGAAGGGUUCCUUUAGUAUGAACUGUCUCUUUCUAUGUUUCUUCCUUCUCCUGCCUUCAGCGGCAGCGUGGAGUAAAGAAAUUUUCGUCUCACCGAAUGGUAACGACUCGUCGAGCUGCGUUGCACGCGAUCAGCCUUGCAAGUCCAUCGACAAAGCUUUCGGCGUAGCUUUAUCUGGCGGUGCUAAUUCAACGUUGAUCAACGUAAAAAGCGGAAAUUACACCAUGGCAAAGAGCUUCAACUUCACUAACGUGGAUACCUUCGCUCUUGUUGGCGAUGAGAACUUAGGAUCAGGCAAGGUAAGAAUUACUUGCAAGCCAGAAGUAAGCAUUUCGUUCGUUCUUUGUGAAAAUAUUACUUUCGAAAGAAUACAGCUGCAUAGAUGUGGCGGAUGGCGAGAAAGUACCGCAGGAGCAAACAAGUCGGCCCCUAUAGGACCUGGUAACCGAGGUGUUCUGUUUAGGACCGUAUUAGACUUUCGAUAUUGUAGAAACGCGAAGUUCACCAAUGUUGAGGUGUCAAACACGCCAGGGGUUGGAAUAAACUUCUUUAAUGUUGGAGGCAUUUUGAACUUAACGAAGUGUGCAUUUACCGACAAUAAAGGCGCAAACUAUAAUAACUCAAACGGGCCGCCACAAGUCCCAUUCAUUGGAGAUGGAUAUGUGCUUUCAGGAGGUGGGGUUAUUUUGACUCUUAGCGUGUACGAAGAAGACACCGUCUUUAAUGUCACACGAGGCCAACACGACUCGUUCCAACACAACAACAGCUACAUCUUCUCGAGCUGCACAUUUCUCGGAAAUGAGGCGAUCGGAUGGAAUAUUAGUAGUAUCUACGAUCAAAAGAAGGAUCCCGGUCGAUCAGAAUUUAGCUUAGGUGCAGGAUUGGCGAUAAAUUUCAAAGGCAAUGCCAGCAACUGCAGUAUUCAAAUUCAGUCUUGCUCAUUUACUAGUAAUCAGGCAAUAUGGGGAGGAGCUCUUAACGUCGAAAUAAGAGAUCAGGUGAAAAGGAAUCGUUUCAUGAUAACGAACACUUCAUUUCGUGACAAUUCUGCGAGACUCACCGGCGGGGGAGUUCGAAUUGGCAAUUUACAAACACGGACUGCAAUGGACACCAUGAAUACAUUUAUCUUUGAUAAGAACUGUGUAUUCACAAAUAACAAAGCUAUUUGGGGCGGUGGUGUGUCACUGUAUGGAAGAUCUAUAUGGGACUCUUCCAAUACGGAGACUCGAUUCAUGGGGGAGUUCAAUGUUUGUAUCUGGCGUGACAACCAAGCAACAGUAGGAUCUGCAAUAGCGGUCAUGCUUGACAGAGAUCAGGAAUCAGGAGUUCCAUUCUCGAUCAAGUUCAAAGACUGCGAGUUGAAAGGGAACCAAGUUGUCCUUAUAAAGGAAGGCGUUAAGAUAGGAGAAGGCGCGUUGUACAGUGAUGGGGUGGCCCUUAACUUCCAAGGGAAAACUUUGUUUAUAAACAAUACGUACACGGCAUUGUCCUUAGAUGGGUCGGUGACAAAGAUAAGCGAUCAUGUCAAUUUUAUCAAUAAUCAUGGUUACAGAGGAGGGGCCUUGGCAAUGCGUGGCUAUUCAAAAAUUAUUUUUCAGAAGAAUUCGACCUUAUCUUUUUACAACAAUUCGUGUGACCACAAAGGAGGAGCAAUGUACAUUGAAACUGCUGGAUCUCCAAUGGUGGCUUUCAACGCAACUGGUGUUAACUUUCAGAAUUGCUUUUUCGGAUACGAAAACACACAAGACUUUCGCUACUGGAAUAUUUCUGUAAUUUUUCAAGGCAAUGAAGCAGUUGACGAUAAAAAAGGACAAAAAAAAAAAAACUCGAUAUACGCAACAACUCUACGGAACUGUCGGCGGCCUGGUGAGUCUCGGCAAGACAACACAGUGCUGAAAUGGAAAUUCAUCCAUUUCAAAACUUUAGAUGGUAAGAUUUCCUCGAGAAAGAACGAAGUAACAACUGAUGCUGUAGAACUACAUUUUGAUAAGAAAGAUUGGGAAGUUGCUCCAGGAGAAGUAUUCAACGCAAUAGUCGAGUUGGUCGACGAGAUAGGGAACACCGUCGUUGGAAUUGUGGACAUUAAUAUCGAUGUUCUUGAAAAUACACUACCAGUUAAACUUACAACUACCUCCACGGUCUUUCUAGCUGACGGACAAAUAUCUUCUCUAAGUCUGACUGGAAAGCCAAAGAGUGUUUUCACGGUGGUUCUACAAUACAUGGGGGAAGAAUUAUUACACGUUAAAAUCGUAAACGUCUCUUUGCAGAAUUGCCACGCAGGCUUCAUUUAUAACAGUUCCGUUCAGAAUUGCGUUUGCAUGAAAUCUCCAGGAAUAGCACGGUGUGACUUAAAUGAUAAAAAGACUGUUUACCUGAAGAAAGGAUAUUGGGCUGGGAAAGUGGGCGAUAAUUUCACAACACAUCUCUGCCCAGAUGGAUACUGUACCACUCACAAGUCCAUAUUUCCUUCUGAGUACAAGUACAACGGAACAGUGUGCAAAAAGGGCAGAAACCAGACGAGUGUACUUUGUGGCCAAUGCAAGCCUGGUUACAGUAUCAUGUUUGUGAGCGAACAAUGCUCACGCCAUUGCACUGAUAAAUGGCCAUGGAUGAUUUUUGUCUAUGCAAUAACCCUAAUUAUAGUUACUUGCUUCGUGUUGUUGGUUAAUCCGAAUCUGUCAGGGGGACACCUGAAUGCUUUUUUGUACUCAUACCAAAUCAUGAAAAUACUAAUCCCAGAUGGAUUUACUUUCGAUCCUUUUAUUGAAUUUCUCAUCGGACUGACUAACUUUCAACUUGGAGGUAGACGUGGCGUUUGUUUCGCAGCUGGUUUAAGCAAUGUUGACAAGCUGGCCAUAUCGGCUCUCUUUCCAAUCGCUGAAAUACUUCUGAUAUUGCCUUUGUUAAGACGGGUGUUGAUUAAAACCUGGAGCAGGGGGUUGGACUUGCUAGUUGAUAGACUGAACGACAGAGAGCGUUGUCGUUGUGGUUGUUUCUGUCGAAACGCAGUUGUGAGCUGGCUGGAGUUCUUUUCUGCUUCAUUCAAAGCACGUAUAGAGAAUGGAUUCGACCAUGCCUUCUUCACCAUCGUAGUGUUGUGCUAUGCCGACAUGGCCAACAUUGCACUGCGUCUCUUGCAUUUCGUGAAGGUUGGUGGGCGGUGGGUGUUGUUUGAUGAUGGUAAUGUUGAAUUCUUUGACAGCGUUUUACACGGUAUAUUCAUAAUUGGUGCUAUUUUGCUUCUGCUGUUCGUCAUUUACAUCCCGCUGAGACUUGCAAUCCAUCCGGAGAAAUCAAACUUACGACUUCAAACUCUUCAUGCUUGUUUUAAGCCUGGAUAUCGCUCUUUUGUGGCUUACUACCUUGUGUGUCGACUGGUGCUGUUACUUAUAGGUACUUUUGUACCUAAUAGUUCUUUGAGAGCCUCUUUGUUGCAAUUCUUUUGCAUUCUAUUCAUGUUUGCCGUCGCAACUGUGAGACCUUACAUAGAAAGGAACCUUGGUGGCAAUGGAAACGAGGCUCCACGAGCGACAACUCAGAGUGGUAACUUUACAGAAGGAAGGCAAGUAUCUAAAGAAGCAAGUCUGAGCGUCAAUGAAACACCAGCCCCUCCACAAGAACUAACUCGUGUAGGUGUGGAUGGCGACGAAGUAAAAGAAGAACAAAUUGAGACCGAAGGAGAAAAAAAUCCAAGAAGCGCUUCGACAAGAAGUUCCAAACAGGCAGCAAAUCAUCGCACUGCGCGUAACAAUGAAGGAGAAGAGGCAGAGAGGCCUGGUCGCCAAGAAGAAGGGGAAGGACGUCUAAGAAAUGCUGGUCAAGAGAUAAUGGAAAACCUGUACAUCUACGAGUCCGACCUAGUGAUCUUAGUGACGCUGAGUGCCAUUGCAGUUUUCAGUCCUGCCACCGACACUGAAGUAUCCGAAACCACUAAACUUAGUCUGCAGUAUUGGGUUAGGAUUUUGGCAUACGUCCCACUGGUGAUGGCUUUGGUUCCCUACAUCUUUUAUUUAAGGCGCCUACUACAGCGGUAUCGCCAUGAGAGAAGGGAACAUCAUGUCCCUAAGCCACAGGGUGUAUCAUGUAUGUCGCCUUCCCGUUUAAUUGAGCAGAGCCCCGCAGUACAAGAUGAUCGGUCAGAUGAGAAAACUCCACUGAUAAGAAACAGAGAAGAUACAGCUUCUGACCACGGCAGUAGAUUUUAUACAAUCCCCUAGAGCCUUGCAUUGUAGACGAGGUACGUCACUAUUCCUAAAAUACCUAAACACUGCAUGCAUUCCUUACUUCCCCUUUAAUCUUUCUGUGUAAUCGUUUGAACGCCAUUGCACAUGAGACAAAGAAAUCGAGGAAAGCUGUGAAACACCUUUCUUGAGGGUGAAGAGAAUACCUGCAUGAGUGUGGUAGAUUAAGAGAGAAUUCACCGACUCUUUUAAUCCGGUUACUGCACACGGCGCUUUCGACAACACUGCCACGCGGAACUUAACAUGCAGGAUAUUUGUCCCAUACGAGCCUUCAAUGAGCAGUUUGGGUCGUAGCUUGCUUCAAAGUUUUCUUACUUGCUGGCGUCGGACUCCGCCUCCCCUCCCCGCUCCUCCCCCUCCCAGCCUACGAAAAAAGUUAAGUUAUCUCUAUCAGUCUUACCACGCAGCUGGGGUGUAACAUUGUCUAGUAGGGUGGGGGAAAGAAUGGUUUAUAAAUCGAAUCGGAAUAUCUGAAAUCAUUGUCAAGAUCAUUAUUUCCUUUCAGUUUAUUUUUUCAAAGCCUUUACCUUUUCUCCACAGGCAAAAAUAAGACAUCCUGUGAAUUUUCUUUACUAAUUUUGAUAUCCUCUUUUGAUUCCCUUUAGUUGCCAGAGAUGAAAUUGUACUUAGCUGCGAAUUUAGAAGCUGACGUUUCAGUGAGUUGGAAUAAAGAAGAAUUGAACGCUUUCUAACGCAGUUGAAAAUAAUCAUCCCUGACCAAAACCAAUGUGACUUUUGACUCUAAUUUUGUGCUGAUGCUUUUGUUGUAUCGGGGACUCUUACAGUCAUUUUUUUCUCUAAAAUUGUGAUUUCACGAAAAAAAACUGUUAGGUGAUCAGAAUUAUUUCAUUUGCAAUCAGCGAUCUAUUAUAGCAAGCGUGAAACAGUUUCAGACAAAACCUUAAUAAUGGAAUUAAUUAUAAAUUGUCAUUAUGAUGACGAGACUCACCAGAACCCUUAUUAGGCUCAAGUGUAGUCAAUCGAUAAAUUUUGAUGAUUGAUUUGUAUCCGUAAUUAUACGAACCCACUAAGUUUAACUGGAAUUUCACAGUUUAGUUUAGGAUUAAGCAAGACAUUUACUUACGGCUGAAGCUAGGCUGUCCUUUAUCUAUGAUCUGUGACUUGUACUGUUUGGUUGGUUC
This is a messenger RNA of Pocillopora meandrina, 5384 nucleotides long. The record is from the annotation of a GenBank genome assembly. Lineage: Eukaryota; Metazoa; Cnidaria; Anthozoa; Scleractinia; Pocilloporidae.